Messenger RNA from Macroventuria anomochaeta, 1801 nucleotides. RefSeq lists its product as uncharacterized. The record is from RefSeq and is a predicted model, not a curated record. NCBI's taxonomy places the organism in Eukaryota, Fungi, Ascomycota, Dothideomycetes, Pleosporales, Didymellaceae. The coding region runs from base 474 to 1604 and encodes 376 amino acids. The transcript is spliced from 3 exons.
CACCACUUCUUCAUGCCUAACGUACUGCCAACCUGACGAGGUUUCUGUGACAGCCUCAGUGAAGCAGAUGGCGCCUGCGGAAGCUCGGCGCUCUGUGCGUUACCCUCAGGCAGGCUUGAAUGGCAGGUCCUGACACAUGUCGGCCUUCAACCAGGGUUUCGUGCCCCAGGAACCAUCAGCUGCCUUACCAGGUUGCACAUCGUCAUGUAUGUCGCCAAGGCACAUAAGAGAAAUGCCAUGGCCGGUCUGGUUAUUUGGUCUCGCACCAUCCUCAGUCGCUUGUUCUUUCACAUUUGAGGACUGUCCGUCGAGGGUUACGUUCCUUUUCUUCCUUUCCUCUAAUUUUCAGAUUACGUUGACCGUGUCUGCGUGUUCUUCUAAUCUACCGCUAGCCGGAGUCCACUCUUUUGUAAACCUUACUUUCUAGUCACAUCCGGUUUCUGUUCGCUCUGUCGACUUCGAUAACCGUCAUCAUGAGGGUCUCAACACUGUUCCCUAUCCUGCUUGCAGCUGGUGUUGCCAACGCUCAGUUCGGAGGGUUUGGCGGAGGAGGCUUUGGAGGCUUUGGUCAAGGCCAGCAGAACAACCAGCAGCAAAAUCAACAGAACCAGCAGAACCAACAGAACCAACAGAACCAACAGAACCAGCAGAACCAGCAGAACCAGCAGAACCAGCAGAACCAAGGCCAGAAUGGUCAGAACAACAACAACAACAACAACGGUGGCGGCGGUGGCAACUUGGCCUUGGACCCAGCUAACGUCCAGGCCAACAGUGCGGCGACUGGUCUUGAGCAAGGCGCUGAAGAGGGCCAGGCUGCUUCUGAUACUGACAACGCCAACUUCAUCAACUUCUGUACCGGCAAGACGCUCACCAAUGGACUUCAAGUCCGUGAUGGGUCGUGUAACGGUAUUCCGAUGGGAGAAAUCCCUGCUGCGAACCGUAUGGUUUCUGGCGUCUUCACCAGCCCCCAGAAUGGCGAUGUUCUGCCUCCGGACACUGCGAUGACUUUCUCGAUCCAGAUCGCCAACUUGCAAGCUGGAACAUUCACGAACCCCGACAACACAUACUACGCUGCUCCUCAAGCCCUCCAAGGAGGUCAGGUCGUCGGCCACACCCACAUCACAGUACAGGACCUUGGCAAUGACCCCAACCCUACCCAGCCUCUCGAUGCAGAGACGUUCGCAUUCUUCAAGGGUAUCAACGACAACGGCAACGGCAACGGACUCCUGAGCGCUGAUCUUGCGGAUGGUCUUCCUGAAGGCUUCUACCGUGUUUGUUCCAUGACCUCGGCCAGUAACCAUCAGCCAGUCCUCAUGCCUGUCGCCCAGCGUGGUGCUCAAGACGACUGUGUCAGGUUCCAGGUAUCUCCCAAUGGCGGCGGUAACAACAAUGGCCAGAACAACAAUGGCCAGAACAACAACCAGGCGAAUCAAGGUCAGAACCAAGGUCAGAACCAAGGUCAAACCCAGCAAAACCAGCAGCAGCAGCAGCAGGGUCAACAAGGUCAGCAAGGCCAACAAGGUCAGCAGCAAGGCCGGCAAGGCGGCGGCGGCCGUGGACGAUUCGGACGUCCCAAGUUUGCUGCCCGGAACUUCAUCGCCUAAGCGAUAAUACUUUGAAGCCAUAUUCAGGCUCUCAUGGUGGAACGUGGUAAUAGUACUUCUUUUGCCCAUAUACCAGACAGCGCACCUCAGUCCUCAGGAAGGAUAUGAGAUUAUACGGCUAGUCCUGACGGCGCUUUCUUUUUUGAUGCAUUCACGAUACCUCUGUAAACCUAUGAUCAAUACAACAUCUCGCGCUC